AUGUCAACCAUAACUGCUGGCAGAUAUGCGAAAGAUGAUGUAGAUGUUGAGACGAAGUGGUGGAAAGAAUAUCCGAGCAAGUGAGUUUUUUUAACGGGUUUUUGGGGAAUUGGUAGUCGAAGACAGCUACCAUUUCUUAAAAAUUCAAAAAAUUAAUUUUUAGUCCAAGUUACGCUUCACCGAAAUAAACACGCAACGCAGACCGCGUCGCGCCACAACAUACACAAAUAAGGGAACGAUUCAAAUUCCCUCCCUUUUCUGUGUGUGUUGUGGCGCGGAGCGGUCUGCGUUGCGUGUUUAUUUUGGUGGAGCGCGUGAGAUUUUCGAUAAUAGUUAAUAAAAACAAUCAAACAUAAUUUGGCUACUGUAACUUGCAUGUUGUGUGUAAUUGUGCGUCGCGGUGUAUGUGUGUACCGCGCUUUUCAAACCGUUUGAAUUUACUUACAAGGAAUAGUUCCCAAAAUUCCCCCGGGAAAAUGGGAUUUAAUGGGCGGAAGUUUUAGCAUUUGGGUAGGUAUGAAAAACCCCAAAGGGAUUUGGCAUGCAAAAAUUUUGUUCCCGGAUUACCUGGGGGUGGACCUUUUUUCGAGAAUGUUUUGGGUUCUGAACUUUGAAAAAUCGUAAUUCCACUUACAAUGGACGAAAAAAGUCGAUCAAAACAGUUAAACAAAGCUUACAUACUGCUCUAUAGACUGAAAAAUAGAGUUGUAAAAAAAUAUUUUUUUGACCCAGAAAAAUAAAAAAUUUCAAAAAAGUAAAAAAAAUUUUUUUCCAAAAUUUUUUUUAGAGGAAGUUUCAAGUGUUCUAGUGUUGAUUUUCGAACUCUACGCACAAAUUUACGUAUAGUAACAUGUUGAAAUCGAUAUGUCUCCGGGUCCCCAGAAGUUCUAGAAAUCGAUUUUAUGUUUUUCUGUUGCAAAAAUCAACAAAAAUAGUGUUUUAUGCAGGCUACACUUUUGAGUAAAGUUGAAAACGUAGGAAUUUCCAAGCAAAAGGUCACUGGAUCGAUUCCUCACGUCGGAAAAAAAUAUUUAUUGGAAAAAUAUUUUUUUGGGAAAAGUUUCAAGGGUCUGAACAUGUAGUUUAGCGAAAAUACUGAACUUCUGAAGAAAAUUUGGUCAGGCUAACAGAACAUUUUUGAAUUUGUCAAAAACUAUCACGCUGUCAACUAGUUACGCCAGAAGAGCCGCUUUAGCUGGCAGACCAGUUUGGAAAACCACUUAAACUCGGGACGGCGCCUUGAGAGCAUUUAUGUCAAGUCGUUGCGCCUGCAGAGACCACUAGACAAGGCACAGCGCCUAGACAAAGCAAAGGCUGACAAGGAGCCGCGACUAGAGAGCAAGUCUUGCAAGGAGCCACGUCUAGAGAUUGAACCUGACAAGGAGCCACGUCUAGAGAGAAAGUCUGGCAAGGAGCCACGUCUAGAGAUUGAACCUGCCAAGGAGCCACGUCUAGAGAUCAAGUCUCACAAGGAACCACGUCUAGGGAACUUGAAUGACAAGGAGCCACGCCUAGAGAGCAAGUCUUGCAAGGAGCCACGUCUAGAGAGAAAGUCUGACAAGGAGCCACGCCUAGAGAGCAAGUCUUGCAAGGAGCCGUGACUAGAGAUCAAGUAUGUAAAGGAGCCACGUCUAGAGAGAAAGUCUGGCAAGGAGCCACGUCUAGAGAGAAAGUCUGGCAAGGAGCCACGUCUAGAGAUUGAACCUGCCAAGGAGCCACGUCUAGAGAUCAAGUCUCACAAGGAACCACGUCUAGGGAACUUGAAUGACAAGGAGCCACGCCUAGAGAGCAAGUCUUGCAAGGAGCCACGUCUAGAGAUCAAGUCUGGCAAGGAGCCACGUCUAGAGAGAAAGUCUGACAAGGAGCCACGCCUAGAGAGCAAGUCUUGCAAGGAGCCGUGACUAGAGAUCAAGUAUGUAAAGGAGCCACGUCUAGAGAGAAAGUCUGGCAAGGAGCCACGUCUAGAGAGAAAGUCUGGCAAGCAGCCACGUCAAGAGAGCAAGUCUUGCAAGGAGCCACGUCUAGAGAGAAAGUCUGACAAGGAAAUGACAAGGAGACUAGUUUUCUAGGCGCGGCCGCUUGUCAGGUUCAAUCUCUAGGCGCGGCUCCUUGCAAGACUUGCUCGCUAGGCGUGGCUCCUUGUCAUUCAAGUUCCCUAGGCGUCGUUUCUUGUCAGAUUUACUCUCUAGGCGUGGUUCCUUGUGAGACUUGAUCUCUAGACGUGGCUCCUUGUCAGACUUUGUCAGACAGCGCCUAGAGAGCAAGUCUCACAAAGAACCACGCCUACGGAGCCUUCUAGACGUGGCUCCUUGUCAGGUUCAAUCUCUAUGCGCAGCUCCUUGCAAGACUUGCUCUCUAGUCACGGCUCCUUGCAAGACUUGCUCUCUAGGCGUGGCUCCUUGUCAGACUUGAUCUCUAGACGUGGCUCCUUGCAAGACUUGCUCUCUAGGCGUGGCUCCUUGUCAUUCAAGUUCCCUAGACGUGGUUCCUUGUCAUUCAAGUUCCCUAGACGUGGUUCCUUGUGAGACUUGAUCUCUAGACGUGGCUCCUUGUAAGACUUGAUCUCUAGACGUGGCUCCUUUACAUACUUGAUCUCUAGUCACGGCUCCUUGCAAGACUUGCUCUCUAGGCGUGGCUCCUUUACAUACUUGAUCUCUAGUCACGGCUCCUUGCAAGACUUGCUCUCUAGGCGUGGCUCCUUGUCAGACUUUCUCUCUAGACGUGGCUCCUUGCCAGACUUUCUCUCUAGACGUGGCUCCUUGCAAGACUUGCUCUCUAGGCGUGGCUCCUUGCCAGACUUGAUCUCUAGACGUGGCUCCUUGCAAGACUUGCUCUCUAGGCGUGGCUCCUUGUCAUUCAAGUUCCCUAGACGUGGUUCCUUGUGAGACUUGAUCUCUAGACGUGGCUCCUUGGCAGGUUCAAUCUCUAGACGUGGCUCCUUGCCAGACUUGAUCUCUAGACGUGGCUCCUUGCCAGACUUGAUCUCUAGACGUGGCUCCUUGCAAGACUUGCUCUCUAGGCGUGGCUCCUUGUCAUUCAAGUUCCCUAGACGUGGUUCCUUGUGAGACUUGAUCUCUAGACGUGGCUCCUUGUAAGACUUGUUUUCUAGACGUGGCUCCUUGCCAGACUUUCUCUCUAGACGUGGCUCCUUUACAUACUUGAUCUCUAGUCACGGCUCCUUGCAAGACUUGCUCUCUAGGCGUGGCUCCUUGUCAGACUUUCUCUCUAGACGUGGCUCCUUGCCAGACUUGAUCUCUAGACGUGGCUCCUUGCAAGACUUGCUCUCUAGGCGUGGCUCCUUGUCAUUCAAGUUCCCUAGACGUGGUUCCUUGUGAGACUUGAUCUCUAGACGUGGCUCCUUGGCAGGUUCAAUCUCUAGACGUGGCUCCUUGCCAGACUUUCUCUCUAGACGUGGCUCCUUGUCAGGUUCAAUCUCUAGACGUGGCUCCUUGGCAGACUUUCUCUCUAGACGUGGCUCCUUGCAAGACUUGCUCUCUAGUCGCGGCUCCUUGUCAGCCUUUGCUUUGUCUAGGCGCUGUGCCUUGUCUAGUGGUCUCUGCAGGCGCAACGACUUGACAUAAAUGCUCUCAAGGCGCCGUCCCGAGUUUAAGUGGUUUUCCAAACUGGUCUGCCAGCUAAAGCGGCUCUUCUGGCGUAACUAGUUGACAGCGUGAUAGUUUUUGACAAAUUCAAAAAUGUUCUGUUAGCCUGACCAAAUUUUCUUCAGAAGUUCAGUAUUUUCGCUAAACUACAUGUUCAGACCCUUGAAACUUUUCCCAAAAAAAUAUUUUUCCAAUAAAUAUUUUUUUCCGACGUGAGGAAUCGAUCCAGUGACCUUUUGCUUGGAAAUUCCUACGUUUUCAACUUUACUCAAAAGUGUAGCCUGCAUAAAACACUAUUUUUGUUGAUUUUUGCAACAGAAAAACAUAAAAUCGAUUUCUAGAACUUCUGGGGACCCGGAGACAUAUCGAUUUCAACAUGUUACUAUACGUAACUUUGUGCGUAGAGUUCGAAAAUCAACACUAGAACACUUGAAACUUCCUCUAAAAAAAAUUUUGGAAAAAAAUUUUUUUUACUUUUUUUGAAAUUUUUUAUUUUUCUGGGUCAAAAAAAAUAUUUUUUUACAACUCUAUUUUUCAGUCUAUAGAGCAGUAUGUAAGCUUUGUUUAACUGUUUUGAUCGACUUUUUUCGUCCAUUGUAAGUGGAAUUACGAUUUUUCAAAGUUCAGAACCCAAAAAAUUCUCGAAAAAAGGUCCACCCCCAGGUAAUCCGGGAACAAAAUUUUUGCAUGCCAAAUCCCUUUGGGGUUUUUCAUACCUACCCAAAUGCUAAAACUUCCGCCCAUUAAAUCCCAUUUUCCCGGGGGAAUUUUGGGAACUAUUCCUUGUUAGUUUUUUCUGCGAGUUUUCCGAGAUGAAUCUAUGUAGGUUUAUUUUAAUAGAAUUAUGUCUUAUUUCUUUGAUAUUUUGAAAAAUUAAUAGGACCUAAACCAUACCACGCCCAGGGUGAGGCAUAUGCACGGCGCCAAUUAAAAUUUACGGAAAUUCACCUCGCCAAUAUGAGAUUUUCUUGAAAAACAGCACAUUUUUGCUUGUUGUUCCGUUAAAAAGUGGUAUUUUUCAGUCAAAAAGGUUGUUUUCACCUCGCCAAAAAAUUCGAAACCCACACCGCCAAUUUUCAAAGUUAAUUUGCACGAAGCUGGGCGUGGUAUGACCUAAACCUAACCCGUCUAAUUCAAAGCCCUUUCCAACACUCCCCUCGAUUUUUGCAGGUACUACGUCGAACGAACCCGUCCUCAAGAUCUCUACAAUGAUUUCAUCUCAAACACCUGGAGCAAAUCGAAACGUCUCGCAAAAAGCGCAUCCUACACCAAUUUGACCUACAUCCGCGACAAAGAUAUGAUGGAUUAUCCAAUCAAACGAUCCGAUUCGGUUUCAUUGUUGGCUCCAUCAUUGGCACUUCCCCAAUACUGUAGAGAAGCUCAACGAAUCGUUCACACUGCACCCGUCUACAAACCACAUGUUCAUCAAUGGUACAAUGGAAGUUAUAGUGCGGCCAGAUUCAGAGAUACACAUAGAGAGAUCAAUAAACCAUACAAACCACUUGAUACAUAUAUUUCAUCAGCAUCUUCGCAUGUUCCAUAUUAUACGUUUCAAACUCAAAGAAUAUUCUUUGAUGAGGUUUGAGCUUCACGCCAUUUCGAAAAUCAUCAUAUUUUUUUCCAGAAAGCCCGUCAACUCGCUCCAUAUCUCAAAGAAUCUCAACGCUACAUGGAUCGCUAUGUGUCAUCUCGCCUCAAAGCCGACGACUACGCCAAUCGUUUCGCAUACUCCGCCUACGAAUGGCGCAAACCACAAGAUCACGCGUUCAACCGUCACUUCAUGUAUGAUCAAGGUGUUUUUGUUGCCACACCAACUGCAGUUCCAGCCGUCACUUAUGAUAAAUUCCCGAUGCGAAGACUCUACAAACGAACCGGCAGAUUUUAUUUUUAA
This is a messenger RNA of Caenorhabditis angaria, 5493 nucleotides long. NCBI's taxonomy places the organism in Eukaryota, Metazoa, Nematoda, Chromadorea, Rhabditida, Rhabditidae. The record is from the annotation of a GenBank genome assembly.